Molecule: messenger RNA, 7425 nt
Organism: Periophthalmus magnuspinnatus
Lineage: Eukaryota; Metazoa; Chordata; Actinopteri; Gobiiformes; Gobiidae
Gene: znf507
Product: zinc finger protein 507
Exons: 7
Coding region: 140-3046 (968 amino acids)
Biological process (GO): negative regulation of transcription by RNA polymerase II; regulation of immune system process; regulation of cytokine production
Source: RefSeq, a predicted model, not a curated record
CUCCGAGUCACGUGACUGAUAUUCCAUCCUCGCCAUUUUGCAAUGUGGAGAGCAAGGCUUCUACUUUUUAUGGCAGAGAAAUAAUCAGAGCGGCUUUAUGCGCUGAGGACAAAGACCAGCGCGCUGAUCUGUGUCCGUGAUGGAGGAGGUCAGUGACACAGCAGUACUUGUCACCUCCUCUGCCCCUUCAACUCAGACCCUUCAAGCUGCCCCCAACCACGACCACCCAAAUUUCCAACAGAAACAAGCCGCCGACUCCCUCAUCCAGGUCAUUCAGAAGCUCAGCAAGAUCGUCGAGAAGCGUCCUCAGCGUUGUCGCACCUUAGGACAGAAACGUCUGCUCUGUGACUCCUCAACCAGGGUCCCAGGGGUAUCUCCUUACAGGAAAACCCGUAAAACAUGCAAGGAAGAAGAAAGCUUUGUCAGUGCUGGUAGUACUGAUGGAGAUGUUUGUAUGUUAGGAUCGGGUGACAGCAACAACAACAUUUCCACCUCCAUAACAGAGAUCGCAGAUAACCCAGGCAGCUCUGAGCACAAGCGGACAGUGACAUGCUAUCAGUGUAGCCUCUGCCCCUACCUCUCCCCUACCCUGAGCCUGCUGAGAGAGCACCUCAAACAACACGAUGAGAACCACAGUGACCUCAUCCUCAUGUGUUCCGAAUGUCGCUUCACCUCACGAGACCAAGACCAACUGGAGGCGCAUGUCAAACUGCAUUUUGACAAUAGCCCCUCUGCUACACGAUACAAAGAUGCCCUCAAAAGUGAAAGUUCAAAUGAGCUAGUGCAAAAGAAAUGGUACAGCUACGAAGAAUAUGGCCUCUACCGCUGCCUCAUCUGCAGUUACGUUUGCAGUCAACAGCGAAUGCUCAAGACACACGCAUGGAAACACGCCGGGUUGGUGGACUGCACUUACCCGAUAUUUGAGGACGAAGAAGGGGUCGCAACUGGCAGGAGAGAACCCCAAAUUGCUCAGGUCUCCGCCAGCGUCACCACAACCAGAGAGGAAGUGGUCCUCCUGUCCCCCGUUCUCCAAGAUAAAAGCACUCAGAAAGUCCAAUCCGGUUUAAAACUGCAAUUGUGCAUGCCGUUAGCGAUGGAAAAUAAACAGGAUAUGUCCACUCAGUCAGAGCCCAGAAUUGUGAAGAUAGAGCAGGAAAUGGAGGAGGAAACUGUGUAUCCGAUGAAAGACGUCGUCGCUGAUGGGCCGGUCGUGGAAGUGCAAGUAACUACAGAUGCGGAGAGCCAUGACAAUGCUUCAGACAGCUUGCUCUCCUCCGCUCAGAAGAUCAUCAACAGCAGUCCUAACAGUGCUGGACACAUCAACGUGAUCGUAGAGAGGUUGCCGUCUGCCGGGGAUGCGGUUUUGACGACAAACCCUCUUCUUCUAAGCUCAGAUGAAGAUGCGGACAAGAGCAUACUUAGUGCAUCCAAACAUGUCAAAGUAAAGGAUGAAGAAAUUGACAGUGCUAGCCCCAUUGAUGGCCAGUGUAUAGCUGAAAAUACUGUAUCUACUGGCGCAGACUUGCCGAGGGAUGAAAACGUACCUCCGACCGGCCGCAAAAGAACGCAUUCAGAAUCUCUGCGCUUGCACUCGCUAGCAGCCGAGGCCUUAGUCACUAUGCCCAUGCGAAUGCCCGAACUCGCCAGCUCAAAGGUCGUACAAAAGCUGACAGAGGAGGCGGUCGACGGAAAACCAUGCGUCAUCAAACCCAAACGAGAGCAAAGUUUGGGGUCACUCGGCGAAGGGGACGAAGAGGUCACAGGCACUAAAGCAGCGGGCAUCAGUCUGUCCCUCCUCACUGUCAUUGAGAGAUUGAGGGAGCGAUCAGACCAGAACACCUCUGAUGAAGAUAUAUUAAAAGAGCUACAAGAUAACGCGCAAGUGCAAAACGGAACAGCGAGUGGUGUAGUGAUGGGGAAUGGAACAGCGAGCUACGUGGAUGGAUUGGUAGCCACUUCUGAUAACAGCCUGGUGGACUAUAUUCAGGGCAGCGAAAGGCCGUACAGGUGUAAGUUGUGCCAGUACAGUAGCGGUAACAAGGGCUACAUCAAGCAGCAUUUGAGGGUGCACAAGCAGAGGCAGCCGUACCAGUGUCCCAUCUGUGAGCACAUCGCCACGGACAGCAAAGACCUAGAGAGUCAUAUGAUCCAUCACUGUAAGACCAAGAUGUACCAGUGCAAGCAGUGCCCGGAGUCCUUUCACUAUAAGUGUCAACUGAGAACCCAUGAAGGGGAAUUCCACAGCCCAGACAAGGCAUCAGUGACCGACAAGGUGACCAAAAGAGAAGAGGCGUAUCGCGUUACAGACAAUGAGCACAACGGCCAGAAAAUGUACAAGUGUGAUGAGUGUAAUUACACCAGCUCCACUUUUCUCGGCGUGAGAAACCACCGGCGGAUACACAACGCAGACAAACCCUAUCGUUGCUGCAGCUGUGACUUUGCAACCACCAACAUGAACAGUCUGAAGAGCCACAUGAGGAGGCACCCACAGGAGCACCAGGCCGUGCAGCUGCUGGAGCAGUACAGGUGCUCGCUGUGUGGCUAUGUGUGCAGCCACCCCCCGUCGCUCAAGUCCCACAUGUGGAAGCAUGCCGGGGACCAAAACUACAACUACGAGCAAGUGAACAGAGCCAUUAACGAGGCCAUCUCCCAAAGCAGCCGUGCUCCCCAGAAGUCAUCAGCAGUGCAGGACUCCACCAUCGACCAGCCUGCAUCAAUUUCCAUGGACAAAGCGAAGAACCCAGUGGAACAACUCUCUACCCCAUCUACUGCUAUGUCCAUCUCCGUGGACCUCCCUACCGCCCCCGCAGACCAGUCCCAGGGAGCGCCCGAGUCCCUCAACCCGCAGGGUAAAGAGCCCCAGCUGCCCCACGCCACAGAAUACUGCCUCCUGCUGUUCUGCUGCUGCAUCUGCGGCUUUGAGUCUACCAGUAAAGAGCGUCUGCUGGAGCACAUGAAGGAGCACGAAGGAGAUCUCAUCAGCAUCAUCCUCAACAAGGACCAACAGCUGGCCGUACAGCACAACAGCCUCCAGAUAGCAGAGUGACCUCCUCCCAGAACCACAGCGCUUGUGUCCCUUUAUACCGCUAUGCCUGCCUGACCCCUCUAAUGCCCCCUUACCUCAGGACGGCUGCGGUGGGUAGCACGGUGUUGCCAUUUCACGGAUGGUUAGGCUGUCAAGUGAGUGCUCUCCGGGUCAGUCCUUGUGUUGUCAUUUUAGGCGAUAAUAGCUGGAAAAUACCCAAGAACAUUAACACACUGACUGAAGAGGUGUUGAGUAAAAUGAUUCCUACUUGAGGAAUGUAUAACAACACCUGAGAACGUUCUUGUAUAAAACCUUUUGUUUGUGUGAUUUAAAUAAUUUCAUGUUAAAGGGGCUACAUGUUAAAUUACUUUUCAGAGGGUAAAGAAAAUACUUACAUCAGGAUUCUGUUAGUCAAAAAUCUCAUUUCCAUACACAAAGACCCUCAGUCGUCUGAUCAACCUUUAAAAUUCACGUGACUACAGUAAGCUAGGUCUCGUACAUUUUGGUUGAAAUUGUGUUGCGUACCAAAUGUAUGCUAAUUGAAUUGACAUAAUGUCCAUUAGUGCUGCACAAUAUAAGAAAAAAAAACAAAAAAGAAUGUUCAAUAUUGCAACAUAACCCUAUUAUACACCAGCAUUGUCAAGAUAAAAAUACUGAACUAAAACAAAAACGGUGAAAUUUGGGGCAAAAAUUUUCAAUCACGAAUAAAAUGUGAGAUUAUAAUAAAAAAAAAAUACCUCUAAAAUGAAGAAUAACUCUAGUGCAUUAAAUGUUUCAUAUAUUGCACUAUCAAUAUUCCAUGAAACAUAACGCAGUAUUGGUAGAUUUGCGACAUAUUGUGCAGUGACUACAUGUGCCAAGUGAUCUGUGAAAUUUGGCAAGUUUACAAAAAUGUCUAAGAAAAAAUAUCAUUCCUGUUCAAAACAAGCAACUGUAAUCUUUUCACUCAAAAUUGUGAACAUUUAGCUGUCAUUAAUGCUAUAGCAAAAAUGUGCAUUAUCGGUUAGGGAACAAAGCCAAGUAAUUAUUUUCCCAAGUUCUUAUUUAUAGGGAAGCACUGAUACCUCACCAUACUUUUCUUUGCUGCAGAAUUUUUUCUUUUUUUCCCCCAAAAUCCACAGCAUGGCCCAAGGCAGCUCUUUAUUGCUAAUAUAUUUAAUUAGCCCGGCAUUGCACAGGCCCUGGCCUUGUUUUGGCGGUACACGCAGACUCCCUCAUACCCACAGGCAUGUAUUGCAGCUUAAAAUAGAAUAUUUAUCCAUUUUAUUUUUUUAUGCAUGUUAGGUUCUGUUAUGCCAAGUUUAAGACGGUUAUUAUAGUUCACAUUUUAAUGUUAGUUUGUGGAUUUAUGUAAAAAUAGUGCUGGGGCGUACAUUAUGUGUUAUAGGAGGAGUGUGAAAGUGAAUGAGAAUUUUGUCAUUGCAUUUGACACUAGCGGUUAACUGUAUUACUUGAGGAAUGGUUUAAAAGGGACGUUUACAUAGAAAGUCAAUACUCGCAGUUGGUAUUGAAUUGUGCCUAGAUAUUGUUAACAAAAAGCUAGUUUAUGUCCGUUAUUGUGGUGCUAGGCUAAAGCUUACUUCAAGUCCAUAGAUUUUGUGUCAUAGUUUUUUCUUAUGUAUAUAUUACGUUUUUAUAUCAUUUUAAUAUUGUUUUUUCAGAACAUGUUCAAAGUAGCUUGUACAAAAAAAUGAAAAUAUAACCAAACAACCCAAGACGUUAACUGGCAUAGCCCUGCCAUUGUUGAAAGGACGGCUAGACGUCAGACAGUAAUGCGAUUACUGCAGUUCUGAUAUGAAAACCCAACUCAGCACUAUGUAAGAGCGCAAAGAACUCAGAUCAAUUUGGGCCCCAUGUUUACCGUGAUGAAUUGCCUUUUUUAUGGACAAUGGCAGCGACGUGAUGUGACGAGGGUAAAAUGUCGAUGAUGCUCGUGCUGACCGUGUGCAGAAAUCUCAAAGAAAAAGAAAAAAAUAAAUAAAUAAAGGAGGGAGAAAGUCACUAUUGGCACAAAGCAAACUUUCAACUUUGUGGCACAAGAGAUUGAGGCACCUUUCAAUAAUGUUGUGGAAAAGUGGAUAUAGUUCAACCAAGUAUGCGUGUUUAAAGUAUUUGACUAUGUGAUGAUUGUGAGGGUUGAUAGAACGCUUCCCCCUUUUCCCAGGCUCUCUGUUGUGCUUUUGAGCAAUACAUUUAGCUUCACAUCCAGAAACAAGACUAAUGCUUGUGAAAACUUGCUGUAAAACUGUCCUAGCUAACGUGGAAAUGAAAUUAUAUAUCUAUUUGUUUUUUAAUGUAUCAAAAAUGAAUUGUAUGCUCUGAUCUAGGGCAGAACAACUUUCCAAAUUGGCAGAUUUUUUUUGCAAUUUAUUUUUUUAUUUAAAUUUUUUUGGCAGAUUUUUUGCAAUUUAUUUUUUGAUUGGUUUGGUUGUUUUUUCCCCAACACUUUUCCACAAUAUUAUAACUUGACACGUGCCUGUCAUCUGAGCACUUUUAGUUAGAGCUGUAGAAUAAACCGUGCCAUUCAAACUAAUAUAUUCCUACACAAUAUGUAUCUUAUAGCCUUAUUAAAGCGAGUCACUUUUAAUAUGCCACGUUGCAACUUCAAAUUUGAGAUUGGUAUCUUUUAACACACAAUAGAGAGGUUUCACUUUAGCUUGGGUACGGCACUGUCCAGCCACUUCAUCAGUAUGCCAUUCAUUACCGUUGCACCGAGUGGAUGUGGAAAUUAAGAUAAAAUAGAAAAUCCAUUAUUCAUGCCUUCUUGCCUUACCUUACAGCAGCUGACAUUGUGUGUGUGUGCAAAGAGUAGGUUUGCGUACCACAAAAUUAAAAGUCAUUCUAACAGACCUGCUACAUUACCCUGACGUCGCGUUAUCAUAGAACAUAGUUAUUGGCUUGACAAUUUUAUGGCAAAAAGUGCACUUGUACACUUAAAAAAACGCAGGAGUAGGUGUAAUAGCCUAUUUUGGAUUCAAUUAAUUGGUAAAAAAUAUUUUUUUUUUUGGUAAUAGAACGCCAGCUAUUGAUUUUGGUCAUUUUUUCACAAUUGGUUGGAUGUUGGUACCUGAUUAUGACGUUAUGCAAUCCCAACCAAGAAUGCAUUUUAAGACACAAAUGUUUCAAUUUCUCUUGGGCAGAAAUUUCAUAUAAGAAGCUAAGUGUACGUCUUUAAGCUAACUUCUGAUAUCCACUAAUUGGGAAUAAUAUGAAAAACCUCGAAGUUCUCCAGUGUAUUUAAUAGAAAUACAUGGGAGCGCACAUUUCCUCGCUGACAACAAGUGUAUGGUCAUUGCGAAAAUUAUAAUAGUCAUUUUAACCAUGCGGAAAGCUGCAGGUUGUUGUUUUUGUGCCUUGAGUUGUUGAACAUCUGCGUUAUUUUUUGAACUAGACUGUUCUGCCAAAUGUCUGUCAAAUUCACUCGAAACUUUUUGUAUUGAAAUCUGCUGAAUUGUAGAGCAGGGCUUGCACAAAUGAAAAGUUCUCAAGUUUUUCAGAUAGUUGCUUUGCUAUUUUUUUUUGUUGACUUCUAGCAGAAUGUCUAUUUUAAAGGGUCCGUAUUACACUGUUUUCUGAUCUAUGUUGCGUUUCCUCAUCAAAAACAUGUCUAACACACAAACCUUGCAUAUUUAGGCUGAAUUCUCUUCUCAGACAGAAUACACUCCCUUCCACCUUGUGAUGUCAUGUACUCCACACACCUUUACUACCAUCAUUUGGAUAAUUUCAACCCUGGAAUUGCCGAUCUCUAUUUAACAAAUGGUAAAAGGAGCUGUUAACUUGAAAAUCAUAGCUUCGUGACAUAGCAAGUUGGAACUGAGCAUUUUGAGAUCUGGAGAUGUUGACAGUAAUAAUAAAAAGUUACUAAAAUGUGUGAAUGAAACAAAACACAACUCAACUGGGUAUGUUUUUGGUGACGUAACAAGAUUAUAACAUGACUAAAACCUCACGAGUCAAUCUUGCGCGAUAUGGGACCUUUAAAUAUAGUUGUACCUAACAAAAUGUACUUUUUUUUCCUAAUUUGCAUAAUCCAGGGUAAGGGUAAGUUUUUACUGUUGGUAACUUAAACAUGUAAAUAAUUGUAGAACGCUUAAACUGACUUUUUAAAAAAUGCAGUAUAUAUUUUUACUGAUCUUGUAUGACAAGCGAAACGUUUUUAAGGGAACCGAUGGUGAGCUCGGUUUAAAUGAAAGAGCUGUGUGAAUUCAAAACCAAAGGACUGGGGAGGACUUGUAUUUUUGCUCAGAUUCACUUUUGUAAUCAAGGUUAAAAUGGCCUCUUAAAGGGCCACGUCACGUUCGCUUGGGUUAUUUAUUGUUAGAACAUCUUAGGCAGUAUUAUGUAUCUACUUUGUCACUGUAUUUUUGGUAAUAAAGACUGAACAAAUAAUCAAAAAGUUAUAA